CGCCUGCGCAAACGCGCGCGCGCACGCGCGCGGAAGGUCAAGCCCUAGUGGCUCGGGGUCCUUCAGUCUCUAGCUCGCGCCUACGCAGGGCGCCGCUUUACCUGCCUUGCAAUUAGCUGUCACCAUGUUGCGAGUGGUGAGCUGGAACAUCAAUGGGAUCCGGAGUCACCUGCAAGGAGCAGGGUACGAAGAGCCUAGCAACUGUACUGCCAGGGCCGUGGGGCGCAUUUUGGACAAGCUGGAUGCUGACAUCGUCUGUCUUCAGGAGACCAAAGUGACCAGGGAUGUGCUGACAGAGCCCCUGGCUAUCAUUGAGGGCUAUAACUCCUAUUUUAGUUUCAGCCGCAACCGUAGUGGUUAUUCUGGUGUAGCCACCUUUUGUAAGGACAGUGCUACCCCAGUGGCUGCUGAAGAAGGCCUGAGUGGCCUACUUGCCACUCUGAAUGGGGACGUGAAUUGCUACGGAAACAUGGAUGAGUUCACCCAGGAAGAGCUUCGGGCUCUGGAUAGUGAGGGCCGGGCCCUCCUCACACAACACAAGAUCCGCACACAGGAUGGGGAUGAGAAGUCCUUGACUGUAAUCAACGUGUACUGCCCCCAUGCGGACCCUGGAAAGCCUGAGCGGCUCACCUUUAAGAUGCGCUUCUAUCACUUGCUGCAGAUCCGAGCAGAAGCCCUCCUGGCAGCUGGCAGCCAUGUUAUCAUUCUGGGUGACCUGAAUACAGCCCACCGCCCCAUUGACCACUGGGAUGCAGUCAACCUGGAAUGCUUUGAAGAGGACCCAGGGCGCAAGUGGAUGGAUGGCUUGCUCAGUAACCUGAGGUGCCAGGCUGGUUCCCAUAUGGGACCUUUCAUUGAUAGCUACCGCUACUUCCAGCCAAAGCAGAAAGGGGCCUUCACCUGCUGGUCGACAGUCACUGGUGCCCGCCAUCUGAACUAUGGCUCCCGGAUUGACUAUGUGCUGGGGGACAGGGCCCUGGUUAUGGAUACCUUUCAGUCCUCCUUUGUGCUGCCUGAGGUGAUGGGCUCUGACCAUUGCCCUGUGGGUGCAGUCUUGAACGUGUCCCCUGUGCCAGCAAAACAGUGUCCACCUUUAUGUACCCGCUUCCUCCCCGAGUUUGCAGGCACCCAGCUCAAGAUUCUUCGCUUCCUAGUUCGUCUUGAACAAGAUCCUGUGUUCAAGCAGUCUGCACUGCAGCUCAGGAAUCAAACACAGGUACAGUUGCGCCAAAAUAAAGCCCGUGUGCGAUCAACCAGGCCUCGGCCAAGUCAGACUGGCUCCAGUAGAGGCCAAAAAAAACUGAUGAGCUAUUUCCAGCCAUCCUCCAGCCGUCCUCAAACCACUUCUAACUUGGAUCUUCCUAGCCUUGGCACCCUCGUGACCCCAGAGACCUCAGAAGAGGAAGCGAUGGCCAGUGUGGUGGAGGGGCACACCAAGGUUUCAGAGGCCAAGGAUAAAAAGGAAGUACGGAGCUUGUUCUGGAAGUCUCUGCUGAGAGGGCCCUUACCCACACCCCUCUGUGGGGGCCACAGGGAGCCGUGUGUAAUGCGAACUGUGAAGAAGCCAGGACCCAACCUGGGCCGCCACUUCUACAUGUGUGCUAGGCCCCAGGGUCCUCCCACUGACCCUUCCUCCCGCUGCAACUUCUUCCUCUGGAGCAGGCCCAGUUGAACCAAGCCAGGAUAUCUGGCAUGGUCAACCUUGCACAUGAUCUGAGGCCAGCUUCAUCCUAAGCUGCCUCAUCAUCCCCCAAGGCCUCCUUCCCUUCCUCCUCCUCCUCCUCUUCCUUUUCUUCUUCCACCUUUCUCAAGGACCCAUCCCUUCCCUCUUUUUCUUCCUCCAAGGCCUCUCUUCCUCUCUGUUCUUCCUGCCUAGCUCCUCCUCACUAGUGAGCUUCUUGGGCCUUAAUGCUAUAACCCAUAUCCCCACCCUACUUCCCAUCUUCCUGUCAGAAGUACAUAGGAACCAGUUGCCUGGGGAAGUUGUGAUUUUUAAACCACUUUCUUACUUGUUGGGAAAUGUAGCUGUGCCUAAAUAAAGUCCACGUCUUUGUUGCUACUCACCAUA
Sus scrofa (pig) is the source of this 2068-nucleotide messenger RNA. RefSeq names its product apurinic/apyrimidinic endodeoxyribonuclease 2 (gene APEX2). Gene Ontology annotation, molecular function: endonuclease activity; double-stranded DNA 3'-5' DNA exonuclease activity; phosphoric diester hydrolase activity. Lineage: Eukaryota; Metazoa; Chordata; Mammalia; Artiodactyla; Suidae. Gene Ontology annotation, cellular component: nucleus. Gene Ontology annotation, biological process: base-excision repair. The record is from RefSeq and is a predicted model, not a curated record.